This is a messenger RNA of Oncorhynchus keta (chum salmon), 1684 nucleotides long. RefSeq names its product zinc finger protein 583-like. The transcript has a single exon. NCBI's taxonomy places the organism in Eukaryota, Metazoa, Chordata, Actinopteri, Salmoniformes, Salmonidae. The record is from RefSeq and is a predicted model, not a curated record. Gene Ontology annotation, biological process: regulation of transcription by RNA polymerase II. Bases 243 to 929 code for a protein of 228 amino acids. Gene Ontology annotation, molecular function: RNA polymerase II cis-regulatory region sequence-specific DNA binding; DNA-binding transcription factor activity.
CGAGCGACAUCCUCAAGUCAAAGACAGAAACCGAGACUUUAACUGUAACACAAAUACAAUUACACAGAGGAUCUGACCACAGAUCAGACCCAGAGAGACUGGGCCUGGGGAGACUGGGCUGUCCUCCUGACUCAGAGUAUUUACCUGUAUUUCACCAGAGCCAGAGGACUGUUCAUUCCCAUGGUGAUGGUGACUCGUUAGACACUGGAGGUGAUGGUCCGUCUUGUUCUUACGCUACAGAGAUGGACCCUAACAACAUGCCCUUGGAUUUAGAGAGACAGACUAAUCUGUCUAGAGGGGACUGGAACCGGUACAGUAGUAGUGUAUACUCUGAAGGGUGCCUAGAUGAGAAAGGGGAGGUUAUAGUGGUAGAUGAAGUGACUGUGAAAGUGGAGGGCGACGUUCCUCCCACAUGGAAUGCAGAUAGUCACCUUGGAGAUGGACUCACACAGGAAAGAGAUUUCUUAGAUUACAGGGAAAGCUUAGAGACAAGUGCAAAUGUCGCUACCCACUCCCCUUUACAUACGUUCAGGGAUUGCAACCCAGUGUCCAGAUCGAUAGGGCCUACUGAUCCACACCGCCUCGUCCUUUUCGAUAAGGCAUUGAACUCAAAUUACAGAGCUAGAGACCAGGCUCGGGGUGGGGGAGCAACAUUAGGCAAAAGUAAAGAGAAACGUUUCCUCUGCAUGUUCUGUAACAAAGGCUUCAGCUGCCCCCAGAAGGUGGAGAUCCACCAGAGGGUCCACACAGGGGUGAAACCCUUCAGCUGUACCCAGUGCCCCAUGGCCUUCGCUCAAGCUGGUGACCUGAAGAGGCACCAGAGGGUCCACACGGGGGAGAAACCCUUCAGCUGUACCCAGUGUCACAUGGCCUUUGCUCAGGCUGGUCACCUGAAGAGACACCAGAGGGUCCACACAGGGGAGAAAUAAUACAGCUGACCCCGUUGUCAGAAGAGAUUCUUACGCCAGCUGAAGAUGCACCUGAAGGUCCACAUGGGAGAAAGGCCAUUCGCCUGUACUCACUGCGGGGAGAGGUUCUCCGAGAGGAGCUACCUCAGGAUACACCAGCAGAAAAAACAUUCCACUCUAUAACAUAGAAAGCAACCAUUCCACUCAAUAGCUUCUGACGGUUGUAUCAAACCCUGCAUUAAAGACAAAGAUGAACUGUCAUUGUUGUCGUCACGAAAAAUAUCCACAGACACAUUUGGUAUUACGAGAGUUACAGAUUUCAGUGUAGAAUAUUUUGCAUCCAGACAUUGUGUGAUAUAUAAGGCAUAUAUAUGGCUGGGAGAUUCAAAUUCAUGUUUUAACGCAAUGUUUCAAAUGCAUGUAUCGCAAAAAUUUAGUUUUUAUUUUUAGAUAUUUUUUGCGUUCUACAGUGCCUUCAGAAAGUAUUCAUACCCAUUAACUUAUUCCAUAUUUUGUUACAACCUGAAUUAAAAUAAUAAAUCUCAACCAUCUACACAACACCCCAUAAUGAAAAAGUGAAAACAUGUUUUUAGACAUUUUUGCAAAUACAGAUAUCAACAACAUUACUUGUUAAGCACAUUUUUACUCCUGAACUUAUUUAGGCUUGACAUAACAAAGAGGUUGAAUACUUAUUGACUCAAGACAUUUCAGCUUUUUUAUUUUUUUUAUACAUUUCUAAAAACAAUUUCACUUUGACAUUAUGGGUUAUUGUGUGU